This is a messenger RNA of Poecilia latipinna (sailfin molly), 3052 nucleotides long. RefSeq names its product wingless-type MMTV integration site family, member 1 (gene wnt1). Gene Ontology annotation, molecular function: frizzled binding; cytokine activity. The transcript is spliced from 5 exons. The coding region runs from base 1182 to 2294 and encodes 370 amino acids. Lineage: Eukaryota; Metazoa; Chordata; Actinopteri; Cyprinodontiformes; Poeciliidae. Gene Ontology annotation, biological process: canonical Wnt signaling pathway; neuron differentiation; multicellular organism development. The record is from RefSeq and is a predicted model, not a curated record. Gene Ontology annotation, cellular component: extracellular region.
GAUGGAGAUGCCGCAAAGUGGCUCAAGCUGUGAUUACACUGCGCUACUCAUGCGUCGAGGGAGGUCUGCAAGCCAGAUGUUAAGGCUGGUUCCUUCUUUUUUAUAUCCUUACUCGUCCCCCCUCUUACCCUGCUUCAUCAUGCAUCAAACUUCUGAUUGGAGGCCAUAUUUCAUCUGUGCCGCGUUUGAAAAAAUAUUUAAGUAGCCCAGCAGGCAGUAUGAGUAAUAGGACAACCGUGAGGGUGUUACUGUUUCAAUCAGCAUUCACGUCGCCUUGUGCGCGCUCUUUAAGGAGAGGCGAUGAUAGUUUUAUUGCCCCCCCAUAAAAGGCACUUCCAGAAAAAUAUUAAUUAUGAGAGAAAAAAAAACCAAUAAACCCGGACUUUUUAAGUCGGGAAGGAGAGGUGAAACCGUAGCUUCGUUGUGCCGGGUGCGUGUUUUAAAAGGACUGCAGAGAGGAGGAGAUGCGGUUAUAGGGGAGUAGGCAGCUCAAAGGGCAGUUUCAGAUGGCUCAUAUUCCGCUGUAACUGUACAGCGCGGUGAUAGCGGCAAAGCCGGAGCAGCAAAGCGGACGCACUCGCAGCAUCUGCAGCAUCAACACGUCAGACCGGGCACUUCCAGCGCGUGCGCGCGCAGUGCCAUUCAGGAAACGCCGUGAGACGCACACUUUUCCAAGGGAUGGCCGCGAUAUUUCACAAGUAAUAUGUGCAACACUGAUGUGGGCUUUUUUUUUUUUUAACAAAAAAAACUCCUUCUCCUUUCUCUUCUCUGCUCAGUUGUGUUUCCUCAUUCAUUGUGCGCCCCUAUGAAGAGCAUUAACUAUCCCUCCCUCCAAUCCUAUUGAAAAGGCAGCGAGGAAAAGAAAAAAAAACAGAGGGAGAUGAGAGCAGCAAAUCCCUUUUUUAUUCCUCUCGUAGCGCUCAAUAAGAGAAGAAUGUGUUGCCUAUCAGUCACCGAGGGGAUCAAAUCUUCGGGACUGUCCCACGCGUUCAGUGCGCCUCGCAAAGCAUCACUGAGAUAGACAGAGUGAAGAGGACAUCAGCAGCAGCAGCAGCAGCAGCAUCCUGCCUGGACACUUCACAUCAUUCAGGGAACCUGUCUCCACUCAGGAUCCAUCUAAGUCAAUUAGGACUGCCGGCAUCUCUCAGGUCUUCUCGUCGCAUGUUUGAACCGAAGCCACGAUGAGGAGUCUGGCUCUGCUGUUGGGAGUUAAAGCCGCCUGCAUCCUCCUGGUGUCUUCGCUUUCCCGCACAGGGGCCGUGAACAACAGCGGCCGGUGGUGGGGAAUAGUCAAUGUGGCUUCCUCGUCCAACCUCCUCACCAACUCCAAGAGUGUGCAGUUGGUCCUGGAUCCCAGCCUGGCCCUCCUGAGUCGUCGCCAGCGUCGGCUGAUUCGCCAGAAUCCUGGCAUUCUGCACGCCAUCGCUGCAGGGCUGCACACAGCCAUAAAGGAGUGCAAGUGGCAGUUCCGCAACCGCCGCUGGAACUGCCCAACCACCUACAGUCCAGCGAUUUUUGGCAAAAUUGUCAAUCGUGGUUGCAGAGAGACUGCGUUUGUGUUUGCCAUCACCAGCGCUGGAGUGACUCAUGCUGUGGCCCGAUCCUGCUCAGAAGGGGCUGUUGAGUCGUGUACAUGUGAUUAUCGGCGCAGAGGUCCUGGAGGCCCAGACUGGCACUGGGGCGGCUGCAGUGACAAUGUGGACUUUGGCAAGAUGUUCAGCCGUGAGUUUGUGGACUCCAGUGAGAGGGGAAGAGAUCUGCGAUACCUCACCAACCUGCACAACAACGAGGCCGGAAGAAUGACUGUCUCCUCAGAGAUGCGUCAGGAGUGUAAGUGCCAUGGCAUGUCUGGAUCCUGCACAGUGCGGACCUGUUGGAUGCGCCUACCCAGUUUCCGCACGGUGGGAGAUUUCCUGAAGGAACGCUUCGACGGCGCGUCCAGAGUCAUUUAUGCCAACAAGGGCAGCAACCGUGCCUCUCACCGAGCCGAGCCCAGACAUCUGGAGCCAGAAAACCCAGCUCACAAACCCCCGUCUUCCAUGGACUUGGUCUACUUUGAGAAAUCGCCAAACUUUUGCUCUUACAAUGGGAAAACUGGCACGUUGGGAACCUCUGGAAGAACAUGCAACAGCUCAUCUCCAGGCCUGGAUGGAUGCGAGCUGCUGUGCUGCGGACGUGGAUUUAAGACUCAAACUGAGAGCGUGACUGAACGUUGCCACUGCACGUUCCACUGGUGCUGUCAUGUCAGCUGCCUGAACUGCACCAGCACACGAACGUUACAUCAGUGUCUAUGAUUGAAGGUGGAACAUUUGAGUUAAUAUUUGGGCAUGUAUUGGAGACAAAGAUCGAACUCUUUUUUAAAUGUUUUUUUAAUCGAAGCAGGUUGUUGCUUUAGAGAACGCGAUGCUCUCAAGUUAAGGUGUUCGGAAGAGGGUAUUAAAGUUUAAAUCCAGGUAAAAUGACAAAAAGAAAAAAUUUUCUGGCCCAAAAAUCCUACCUGUGUCUCAGAAGGACAAAGUAAAGCACACGUGUAUGAACAGGGUAUCAAAGGAACACAGGUGCUUACAAUUUUUAACCAUUGUUUUGAGCAAAUAUUUGAACACAAAAAAUAUUUAUGUUGAAGGGAAAUCCCCCCGCCACGCUGAGAAUAGCAUGGAAAUAAAAGGAUUUAGCGAACAGAUCGCAGCAACCAUCAACUAAUGUCCAAGUGGGAAGCAGGGCAGUGUUUCACAGAUGUUUCUGAAGCCACAGAGCAGAGAGCUACAAAUAUGUUCUCCUAUUACCAAGCAAGGAGCACUUUCGACUCCGCUUGUUUACGUAGAGCUUGGAUGCUCCCAACCACUUCUAAUUUCCCUCCAAGUCCCUUCGCUUCUUUAGCUUUCUCCGUUUCUUGAAUCCCUGAAAAACAGAUUUGCCACUUGAACACUUGACCAGAAAAAUGCUGGCAAAUUCACAGUGAGACACCAGACAACUACAUUAUUUGAAUGUAUUAUGAAUACACUGAAUAUUGUGCUAAAUUUUGCAUCAGAAUUGAGAAAUGAUAAAGCUGGCA